AUGGGGUCGCCGCGCCUGCGCACGGUCACUCUGCCCUUUCCCCGUUCGGAGCGCCUUGCUUCGCAGGGGCUCAUUGUCUUGACUCGCCGGAGCUGUCCUCUCUUCUCUAGCCCUCUGCGUGCUCCACAGACUUCGGUGCGUGCGUGGAGGCUGCCGGCCUGGUCGCGACGGCCGUCUCCUUUUGUUGGCGUCUUGACUGCCGCCCUGUGUCUCGUCUGCGCCGACGUGCUUGCGCUGACCCUUACUCCGCUAGGCGGCUCGCGAGUGCAGCCUGCCUUGCUGCGGCAGAGAGACAGCGCGAGUCGAGCCCGUCUCAGCUCACCGGCUGCCCCGAGCGUACCUCCUCCGCUGCCGUCUGCUUCGUUUCCUCGUGCAGCUGCGCCUCGCUCUGCCGGCUCAACACGGCCGUACGCAAGCUCGCGAGUUCCCCGGGUGCGCCUCUUGGACGGCGGGCGCGGUAUAUUUGGGGGGCAAAGCACGCAGAAGAAGCCCUGUGCCCCUGCGACCGAGUCUUUCUCUCAAAGUGGACGAACUCGCAAGGGUCACCUUGCCGCCGUACUGCCUCCCCGAGCGAGCUCUCCGCAGGGCUCGCCCUCGUCUCGAUGCCUGUCGUCCUCGGGCUCGCCUCGUCCCUCGCUAUCGGGUCGUUGUCCCGCCUUCUUCCUCUCGGCGCCUAGUCGACGCUUUUCAGCGGAGCAGCCGCCAGAGAGAAGAGGACAGAGCGCCGAGCGCGUGCGACGGCACGAAGGAAGCAGAAAGCCUUCCGCUGCCUCCGUCGCUCUCCAUGGCAUCUUAGCGUGCGGAGGCGUGGGAUCUCGGUUCGGCGGCAGCAUCCCGAAACAGUUUGUUCCACUCUUUCGCGGCCAAACAGCGGCUCAGAUCUCCUUCGAAAAGAUCCGAGCCCACCUGACGCGCUGGAUAGCGGCGGCGUCAGGGAAAGAUGAGCAGGCGGACGAGGCAGCAGCCGAGCCUUUGAGAGGUGGGGAAGAGGCUGCUCGCCACGAGGGAGGCGCGAGGUUCCUUGUCGUCGUGGCGGACAGAGAAUGGCACGAUUCAGUUAUGACGACAGCCGCUGGCACACACAGAGAGCGCGUCGAUGCGUCUCGCCCCGCUGGAAGCACCUCUGACGCGGCUAGAACUAGGGCGUCCACGACCGCGGAUGCCCCGGAUCCGGGCGAUAUCUCUUCGCGCUCUUCAGCGGGCAGCAGUGCCGGCUCCACACCGCGGGCGGAGACAGCGACAGGAGACUCAAAGAUACCAGUCGACGUUCUCUUCGCGCCAAUCGGGUCCGAACGCUGGGAGUCGGUGUGGCACGGAGUCAAGUGCCUGGCGUAUGGCUUGUUAGCAACGGAGGUGCUGAACGAAGGCCAACCGGAAUCCGCGCCGGCUUCUGCGGCGACGACAUGCGGAGCACAGACGACGGCAGACGACGAAGGGACCCAGAAACUCACCGGGGGCUCGCCGGAAGCAAUAUCGCGGACAGCCCGCUUCAGACCUUUUUCCAAGAUCUCUAACUAUGUCGCAUCCCACAUACGAUAUGCAUGCACCCAAUUUUUUCCACGCAAAAAAGCAGACACUCUGAACGUGAGAGGGGCGCUUGGGAGGGCGGACGCGCAAGGAGAGACAGCCCUCGAAAGCGCGCGUGCUGCAGCCCAAAUGGCUGCCUUUCAAGCUGAAGAGGCUCAGUCCUUGCUGAGACGUCUCGCCGCGGUGGGAAGAAACGAAGAUCUCGUUAUGAUACACGAUGCCGCGAGGCCGUGCGUCAGGGAGGAGGACCUCGAAGGCGUAAGCGCCGACGCCAUCCGAUCUGGGGCUGCGGUUCUUGCUAUCCCUGCCGUAUCGACCAUCAAACUAGCCGCUGCACCGCGGCAUCCCGCUGACGACUCAAACGGCUUCUUCGUCCAGAGAACUCUUCCACGUCACCUUCUGUGGGAGGCACAGACACCCCAGGUCAUCCGUCUUGAUCUUCUGCUACGCGGCUAUACCGCGUUCUGGAAGCAGUGGGCGGCGGCAAGCUCAAGCGUGCAACAAAAGACACAGAGCUCUGAGUCGACGUGUGAAGGACACCUGCAUUCGAGAACAUGGACAGGACCGCGGCAGACUAUGCCUGCCAUCACAGAUGACGCGAGCUUGCUGGAAUUUCUGUGGAGUGACGAGGGAAAGCCUGACGGCGGUCCGUCUUCCAUGGCCUCUGUUCCCCAGUCUGUGGGAGAGGGCGAAGAUGCCGUAGAGGUGAAAGUGCGGAAAGGUGAUGCAACGAAUAUCAAGAUCACACUGCCAGUGGAUUAUGCCCUGGCACAGUGUAUCCUUAACGGCCGAAGCACGGAAACGCUCGCACAAAGGGAAUAG
Besnoitia besnoiti is the source of this 2349-nucleotide messenger RNA. RefSeq lists its product as uncharacterized. The transcript is spliced from 2 exons. Gene Ontology annotation, biological process: isoprenoid biosynthetic process. Gene Ontology annotation, molecular function: 2-C-methyl-D-erythritol 4-phosphate cytidylyltransferase activity. NCBI's taxonomy places the organism in Eukaryota, Apicomplexa, Conoidasida, Eucoccidiorida, Sarcocystidae. The record is from RefSeq and is a predicted model, not a curated record. The coding region runs from base 1 to 2349 and encodes 782 amino acids.